Messenger RNA from Penicillium cinerascens, 1281 nucleotides. RefSeq lists its product as uncharacterized. Gene Ontology annotation, molecular function: UDP-N-acetylglucosamine transmembrane transporter activity. The coding region runs from base 1 to 1275 and encodes 424 amino acids. The transcript is spliced from 4 exons. The record is from RefSeq and is a predicted model, not a curated record. NCBI's taxonomy places the organism in Eukaryota, Fungi, Ascomycota, Eurotiomycetes, Eurotiales, Aspergillaceae. Gene Ontology annotation, cellular component: Golgi membrane; endoplasmic reticulum membrane. Gene Ontology annotation, biological process: transmembrane transport.
AUGAUCCACGACGACGAUGCCUCAAAACGAAAAGCGAACGCCUAUGCGCUCAAGAUAUCCCCCAAUGGCUCCGGUGACGCCACAGUCCCUAUAUCGCCACCAUCGCCCCAACUGAAGGCGGCCGCUGAGAAGGACAUGUCUGGUUUAAUGGCGGCGGCCGCGCACGCGACAGUUCCGACAUGGGCCACUAUGGUGAUGAUGGUAUCGCUCAUCUUUGGAGGGUGUUGUGCGAAUGUAUUCGCCCUGGAGGCUAUCAUCAAAGAACAGCCUACAGCCGGGCCCUUAAUCACCUUCGCCCAGUUCGUCCUGUGCGCCCUUUUCACCCUUCCGCAUUUCCUGUCCUUCUCCGCAGGACCUCGAGCCCUGUUCCUCAGCCCGCGAGCAAUUCCACUACGGUCAUGGUUGAUAUACACCUCGUUUUUCGUGACGGUCAACAUGUUGAACAAUUGGGCAUUUGCAUAUAGAAUUUCCGUGCCACUUCAUAUCAUUUUACGAUCCGGCGGUCCAGUGGCAUCUAUGAUUGUUGGGUGCAUUUUCAACGGAAAGCGUUAUUCUCGGGGCCAGAUGCUUGCAGUCGCCAUGUUGACCAUGGGCGUGGUGGCCGCCGCGUUGGCUGAUGCCCAGGCCAAGGGCAAGUCCAUCGAGAUGUCGGGACAAGACACGGCUAUGAUGACCACCGCGACGGGCUUUACGAUCCUUGCUUUGGCGAUGGUCUUGUCAGCUUUCCAGGGUAUUUACGCAGACCGGUUGUACGCGACUUAUGGCCGGGAUCAUUGGAAGGAGGCCUUGUUUUAUUCGCAUACCCUCUCCCUGCCGCUGUUCUUGACUAGCUACCCGCAGCUGUCUUCGCAAUGGCGAGUGGUAUCCUCGACACCGUCGCUUUUGUCAACGUUCCCCCAGGGAGGAUCCUCGGAUGUCGCGUCUACUGCCAUGGGAAAUACAGCCUUCUCCGUGCUGGCGACUGUCCAGAAACACGCGCCGGUUCAAUUAGCACUCGACAAGCUUCCGAUCCAGGUGGCAUUUCUCAUCAUGAAUGCUCUGACGCAGUACCUAUGCAUUCGGGGUGUCCACCUGCUCUCUGCCAAAUCGUCCUCCUUGACGGUGACGGUUGUCUUGAACGUUCGCAAGCUGGUCUCCCUGCUGCUGUCAAUCUACCUGUUUGGAAACCACUUGGGGUCCGGUGUUCUGGUCGGCGCAGUGCUGGUCUUUGUCGGCGGUGGCCUAUACGGCUUUGAGGGCGCACGACUGCGAAAGGCUACGAAGAAGGCGCGGUAAACAAGC